Messenger RNA from Cloeon dipterum, 771 nucleotides. It is a transcript of the gene Pfdn4, whose product is annotated as prefoldin subunit 4. Gene Ontology annotation, biological process: protein folding. The record is from RefSeq and is a predicted model, not a curated record. Gene Ontology annotation, cellular component: cytoplasm; prefoldin complex. The transcript is spliced from 2 exons. The coding region runs from base 110 to 523 and encodes 137 amino acids. NCBI's taxonomy places the organism in Eukaryota, Metazoa, Arthropoda, Insecta, Ephemeroptera, Baetidae.
UAUUCAUAAACACUGAUGGGUGUGGCAAAACAGAACUGCAGUGUAGCGUGUAGCAGCAGCCAGCAGGUUUCAAUCUGAAUAAAAAAUCUCACGUUGUGUAGCAGACGUCAUGGCUUCGAAUAAAUCGACCGUUCGACCCGACAGCGAGGUGCACAUCACCUUUGAGGAACAGCAGAAAAUCAACAAAUUCGCCAGACUCAAUGCCGAGCUGGAUGAAUUAAAGGAGGAGCUGUCAUCAAAAUUGAAUGAUCAGAAGAAUCUGGAGGAGGCUAUCGAGGCUGUUGAUGAAAUUGAACUCUUGGGCGAGAUCGAAGAAAUUCCUUACGUCAUGGGUGAAAUUUUCCUGCUGCAAAAUCCAGAGAGUACCAAGGACAAACUUGCCGAAGCCAAGGAGAGAAUGGAAAAGGACUUGGACGGUAUUAAAAUUAAAAUGGAUAGCGUGAAAGACCUGAUGAGCGACUUGCGCACACACCUUUAUGCUAAAUUUGGUGACAACAUCAAUUUGGAGGCUGAGGAAGAUUAACUUAAGAUUUUUUUGGUAACACUGCUACCAUCUAUCCUUGUUGUUUACAAAACUACACUCACAUCAAGAAAAAAUCGGAAAGGCUUUGCAUCUGCAAAGUUGAGAGAAAAGUGUGUAGGAAAUAACCAAAACAUAAUUAUUUAAUUUGUUUGUCAAUCGCAGCAGGAAAAAGCAAGGCAAUAAUGAACUAAUUUCCGUUCUUAACCAUAAUUAUUGGUUCCAAUAAAAAGAUCGUCAAAAAUAACCAA